UUAAAAUGUAACUCAGGCACGCCCCUCCAGUUGGGUGAAGUAUCCAUGCAGUACGGAGUACCUACCCAUGCUUGUAGCUAGCUUCAGGACCAGGGAGGCGUGUGCCUGCGCCCCUGCACCUCAAUUCGUCCCAAAGAUCCUGUGGGUGUGCUCUUUCAUCCUUGUCGGUGCACGGAACAGGAGCAAGGUGGGCCGCAGCAGACUUCGUCUUGCGAACAGAGUCACGCCUGUGUGCCUCUUCAAGUUGUGUACAAACCACGUCUCCGCCGUCCACCUGCAAGCUGUGGCCUCCAUGCAGAGACGUAGGGAUUCCGGCUGGAGCGGCCUCAUCUCGAGCGCAGACUCCCGGCCAGCGAGGCUUGUCGCUAAGUACGGAUACAUAUUCACGUUGAUGCUCCAGCCCGGCCCCGCACCAGAACUUCCGCCUCAGGGUUGCUAUCAACAGUUCACCUGCCCCUUCCUUUCUCCUGCUUUAAACAGAGCAUAUAAUUGGAUAGUUUGCGGAAAGCAUUCUUGCCGCAAACCUAAUUGGCGCCUUCCCCAAGCGCGCACGCAUUCUUGUCGGCCCAACCCCGCAGGACAGCCGCAUGAACGGCCGAUCAAGGGGCCUUGGCCGAGCCCAGGCGGCCGAAGAUGUAUGGGUCUCCUCGGUUUGAGCCCUGCCUCGCGAUAACCACCACUCUGCAAGGCAAGUCUAAUACCUACGCGGCCAGCGCAGCCAUAGGGCGUGGGAAGGUGGACGUAUCCAUGGGCAGCUUGACAUUUUCAGAGAUGUCAGUGUCUGCCAGUGCCGAGAGCCUGUUGUUCGCCACCGUUCGAGGCGUGUGAUAAUAGCCAGUAAUCCGGAAAC
Molecule: messenger RNA, 850 nt
Organism: Colletotrichum godetiae
Lineage: Eukaryota; Fungi; Ascomycota; Sordariomycetes; Glomerellales; Glomerellaceae
Exons: 2
Coding region: 68-673 (201 amino acids)
Source: RefSeq, a predicted model, not a curated record